AUGUUCAAAUUACAAUCGAAGACUUUUGAUGUGAUUUAAGUCUAAAAAGUAUUACUUAUUAUUAUUUAAAUUUAUAGGUACUAAAUUAUUUAGAAUAAAUGGGAUUAUCUUAAUUUUAUCACAAUUCGUAUUUAAAUUCUAUUAUUCGAAUAAUUUAUGUAGAAAUUAUACCAAUUAUAGAAAUCCAUUUAUAAAAUCAAUUAAUGAAUUUCUCAUUCCUUUCUUCAUCAAAACUAAGAGAAAUAAUUGUUAAUCCUAGCAGCAUCGAUAAAAACUUAAUUUGUGCAAUUUGUUAAUCAUUAGUUUGGGAUCCAAAGGAAUGCAGUUAAUGCUAAAAUUAUUUUUGUUCAGAAUGCAUAAAUAAUACUUUAAAGCAAACAAGUAAAAAUUCAUUCUAUUAAUAAAUAGAAAGGUGUCCAAUUAGAUGCCCUAAUAAAAUGAAAUUGAAUGCUCCUCAUCGAUUAUUAAGAACUUAAAUGUAUGAAUUAUAAGUAAAAUGUGUAAAUACAGGAUGCCCUAAAUAAAUGUAGCUAUAAAACUUAGAAUCUCAUAUGAAAUAAUGUGAAUAUGUAGAAACUAGAUGCCCAUAUCCAGAUUGUUUAUUUUAAGAUAGUUUGAUAAGAAUUGAGCUUCAUAAAGCAUCCUGCUAACACAGAACUCGAAAUUGUGAGAAAUGUCUAGUAACUUACAAAGUUAAAGAUAGCCAUGAUUGUUUAGAUAUAGUGAUAAAAAAAUUGAAAAAAUAGGAGGAUACGAUUAAUGAAUUAUUAAGAAGAGUAGAUUACUUAGAAAGUUAGUUAUGAAUCAAGAAAUCA
Molecule: messenger RNA, 815 nt
Organism: Paramecium octaurelia
Lineage: Eukaryota; Ciliophora; Oligohymenophorea; Peniculida; Parameciidae
Source: the annotation of a GenBank genome assembly